GUACUGCUCUUCUUGCCAUUCAGGAAUGAAGUCUGCGAUAUACUCGAUAGAAAUAAGUUUCUUAAGUUGUAUGAAGACAACGAGACUGCCAUUCUCGCCAAACACAAAGAGUAUGACUGCGAGAUGAACCUGGAUCAGGUCGUGGAGGAAUAUCUUCGUCUUUCUAGUGUAGAUGACGAGCAGACGGAGGUUGCUAGCAAGAAGCGCGAUGAAUUCGUCCGCAUAAUCAGCAUGGAGCCAAAUGACGAUGACAUUCAUAACUUGCCCACUGGACCCUUGGCGGCAGUUGUCAAACAGCGCUCCAACGUUAUGUCGAAGCAGGAGUAUUGUGAGAUGGUACGUGCUACAAAUGCGGAGCAGCGUGAUUUGAUCCUGCAAGUCAUCCACAGCUUACACACCUUCGAUGAUAACAGCAAACCAUUGCAAAUUUUCUUCACUGGCCCGGCAGGCUGUGGUAAGACAUUCACAUUGCGAAUUCUUAUGGAGACAGUCAAUCGGUUCAGUCAGGCACACAACACGCAAAAUAAUGCAUAUGUAGCAUGUGCAUCGACUGGGAAGGCAGCUGUUGCGAUCGGUGGAACAACCGUUCACUCUGCGUUUCGGAUCACCAUGUCCCGCAGGCAAAGCUCAAAGCUGAGUUUUGAGGCGUUGCAACUGUAUCGCAAUGCUUUUGCAAACGUGAAAGCCAUCAUCAUCGAUGAAACCAGCAUGCUUGGUGCUAAUGUUCUCAACACCGUACACGUCCGGCUCCAGGAAAUCACAGGGAACUAUGAUGAUCCAUUCGGUGGAAUGCGAAUUGUAUUUUGCGGUGAUCUUCGGCAGUUACCUCCAGUGAAUGCACGGCCAGUAUUCAAACCAAGUGCGAAUUCAAUGCACGGUGCCGUUUUAUGGCAAUCCCUCGAUUUCUACCCAUUGGUUCAGGUUAUGCGGCAAACAAACGUACAGUUUUCUACAAUCCUUACCAAAAUCGGUAACGGCGAACAGUUGUCCCCGGAAGAAAUCAGCCUAAUCGAAAGCAGAUUCCGUACACCAGAGUGGUGUCAGCAGCAUGUACCGCGUGCAAUUCGCUUAUUCCAUCGAAAUGUCGACGUGGAAUGCUACAAUUCCGUCGCAUUGAUCGAUCGAGAGACAAUCGAAUGUACGGCAGAUGAUGUAUAUUCAGGGUAUAAGGACAAUCCCCAGCUGGCAAGUGCUCGAACAAAGGUGCAUAAGAUGAGCGUAGUGGAGACUGGUUGCCUGCCCUAUUUACUGCGGCUUGCGGUGGGUACACCGUACAUGUUAACCACCAAUGUCGAUGUUGAAGAUGGAAUCGUCAAUGGCGCGAUUGGGGAGCUUAUGUUUGUCGAGCGUAACGAAGAUGAUCCUCUGCAGCAGAUCAUGAGGCUUUGGAUGAUGUUCGAGAAUAACUCCAUUGGGAAGACGUUGAGAGUGAAGGCCAGACCGAUGGUGUACUCAAAGCCCGGUGUUUUAAAAUCUGAGUGGACCCCCAUCGCCAGGAGAUCAGCAAACAUCAGCCUUAACGGUGGAGUUAAGUGCAAGAGAAUUCAAUUUCCGGUGGUGAGUGCAUGUGCCCUUACGGUACACAAGUCCCAAGGAGGCACGUUUGCAGAAGUUGUUUAUAAUUAUGAGAAAAGCCAGGAGCAACAACUGGUUUACGUUGGCCUUUCCAGGGUUACUUCCAUCGAAGGACUAUACUUGACGAACUCUAGCAAUGUUUUCAAGUUCCACCACGGAAAAAGCGCUACAACGCCGAGAAUUCGCGAUCUUCGAACAGAGCUUGAGCGUUUGAGCAAUCACCGUUUGCGCACCAUCGGAGAGGAUGUCAUGGAAGCCAUAAUGUUAAAGAGAUCAGCUUGUAUGCUGAUGAGUAUAAAUGUACAAAGCCUGAAUGCACACGCAUCAGAUAUUGCAACAGAUCGUGUUCUCUCCACCGUUGAUUUGCUUGCGUUGAGUGAAACUUGGCAAGACAACUGCACAAGCACAUCUAUAGCUGGAUUCGACUGCAUCACUCAAGAAAAACGUGACGGUACAAGAGCUGGAGGGGUAGCCAUCUUUCAGAACACUGCUGCAUCUACCAUGGCCGUUUCUCACGUCAUUGAUAAACUCAGUGCCAGCUACGAUGAGCUGUUGGAUGGAGCAGACGAGUACGGUGACAUCUGCGCUGUAGAAAUUUCAGUCAUGGGAGCUCGCACGAUGCUGUUUUCGUUGUAUAUUUCACCAGGUACUACUCUUAAGCAAAAGAAAUAUUUCUUAGCGCGUAACCUGGUAAUGUACAAUCGUGUCACAAUGCCCAUUGUUAUAACUGGGGAUUUCAACGUCGAUGUGUCGAAGCCUGAAAACUUUGAGUUUAUCGACUUCAUGAAAACGUACCUUUAUCUCGAUUUAGCCUCAGAUCGAAGUCAAGCCACUACUUUCGGUGGGUCGUGUCUAGAUCUUACCUUCAUUCGGAGCAUUCGGGUAGAAUGUAUAAGAUACUGUGCGUAUUUUUCAUACCACAGACCGAUACUCUCAGUGCUUGAGAUUUAACCACAGUAAGUGCAUUUUUAUAAACUGUGAUUCACCAUUACCAUAUAGCUAUUUCUUCCAGGACACGAAAGCGAUAACCACAUUUUUAUCAUUCCACAGUACAACCAAAAUCAAUAAUUUGGUAAAUAU
Molecule: messenger RNA, 2655 nt
Organism: Ochlerotatus camptorhynchus
Lineage: Eukaryota; Metazoa; Arthropoda; Insecta; Diptera; Culicidae
Exons: 2
Coding region: 124-2526 (800 amino acids)
Biological process (GO): telomere maintenance; DNA repair
Molecular function (GO): DNA helicase activity
Source: RefSeq, a predicted model, not a curated record